Messenger RNA from Rhodotorula toruloides NP11, 777 nucleotides. Its product is annotated as ATPase, vacuolar ER assembly factor, Vma12. The record is from RefSeq and is a predicted model, not a curated record. Gene Ontology annotation, cellular component: endomembrane system. Lineage: Eukaryota; Fungi; Basidiomycota; Microbotryomycetes; Sporidiobolales; Sporidiobolaceae. The transcript has 4 exons. The coding region runs from base 1 to 777 and encodes 258 amino acids. Gene Ontology annotation, biological process: vacuolar proton-transporting V-type ATPase complex assembly.
AUGGUCCUGCUACACCUCACGCCCGCGCUUCGGAGCCGACUGGACGCGCUGGCACCGCGAUUGCCGGGGGAGUUGAGGGCGCAGGUCGGGGCGUUCUUGGUGGACGAGGCGGAGGUGCGGACAUCGAGCGGCGAGCAGGCAUCGGGUCGGCCGGGCGCUGUGGAAGCUAUGAAGGAGCAGGGACAGCGGACCGUCCCGCAUGAGCUGCUGGCGCGGGUGUCGAGGUGGGCAAGAGGAAAGGAGGACCUGGAGGACCCAGAUCUCUACCGCCUCGCAAGCUUGCUGCGCCUGACAGACGUGUACGCUCCGCCUGUAGCGCCUCGAGAGAAGUCCCCCGAGCUACUCGCCAUACUCGCCGACAUCCAGCUGCAGCAAGACCGCCGCUCCUACGCCGCCCUGACCUCCCUCGCGCCCGCUCCGCAUCCCUCCCUCAUACCUCUCGACGACCCCUUCUCCGCCAAGACGCCAGCGGAAGAGUGGCAGGAGAUCAGGAGGGAAGUGAGUGCGAUCGCGAACGUUGGGGCGAGUAUGUUGGCGGUCGGCACGGGAGUUUGGUGGGUUGGCGGAGGACGAAGCUAUGCGGCGCGCCUCUGCCUCGCCUUGUCGGGCGCUCUCGCCAUCGCCAUCAUCGAAGGUUGGCUGUACUGGCGCUUCUUCUCUCGCUUAGACCCAGCGCCCAAAGCGAGUGCAAGUGCUGGGAGAACAGCCGCGCGAGCUGGAGGAGCCAAACGAGGACUUCCACGGAAUUGGGACAGUCGGGCGAAGAAGCAGGAGUAA